Messenger RNA from Hypomesus transpacificus, 2886 nucleotides. Its product is annotated as calcineurin subunit B type 1. NCBI's taxonomy places the organism in Eukaryota, Metazoa, Chordata, Actinopteri, Osmeriformes, Osmeridae. The transcript has 6 exons. The record is from RefSeq and is a predicted model, not a curated record. The coding region runs from base 247 to 759 and encodes 170 amino acids. Gene Ontology annotation, molecular function: calcium-dependent protein serine/threonine phosphatase regulator activity; calcium ion binding.
CUCUCCACUACCGCCCUUGUCAAACCGAGCCUCCUCCGCUUUACUGACCCCUCCCUACGGGUCUUCCUAUGGCACUGCAGUGAAAGCGUCGGUAAAGGAGAGAGAAGCUGGGCAUAAUUCAACGGACAAACCCUUAAAUAAUCAAAAGCGACGCCUUUCUGUAUCAGCUCGCGGCCUUCAAACACCCUAAAAGCCUUGUUUUUAUUUCACAUCCCGGGACCGCGUUUUCAUCAUCCAACCGGCAAGAUGGGAAAUGAAGCAAGUUACCCCCUGGAAAUGUGUACACAUUUCGAUGCUGAUGAGAUUAAAAGGCUAGGGAAGAGGUUUAAGAAACUCGACCUAGAUAACUCAGGCUCGUUAAGUGUGGAGGAAUUCAUGUCCCUGCCCGAGCUUCAACAGAACCCGCUGGUGCAGAGGGUCAUCGACAUAUUCGACACAGACGGCAAUGGAGAGGUGGACUUCAAAGAGUUUAUUGAGGGAGUCUCCCAGUUCAGUGUCAAGGGUGACAAAGAACAGAAGCUUCGGUUCGCCUUCAGGAUCUACGACAUGGACAAGGAUGGUUACAUCUCCAACGGCGAGCUCUUCCAGGUUUUGAAGAUGAUGGUGGGCAACAACCUAAAGGACACACAGCUGCAGCAGAUAGUGGACAAAACCAUUAUCAAUGCAGACAAGGACGGAGACGGCAGGAUAUCCUUUGAAGAGUUCUGCGCAGUGGUGGGCGGCCUGGACAUACACAAAAAGAUGGUUGUGGAUGUGUGAGUGCCCUUCCCCCUGAUACCUUCCUCCUCUCCUCGACACUCGCUUUCUUCUCCAUCUUUGAAGAUCUAUUUGACGCCUGGCAAGCACUCCCUGCGUAUCUCAAUGGAAGUGUUCUCUUUCUCUCUCUGUGAAGCCAAUUUUUUUGAAAAACAAAACAAAAAACUAACAAAACAAAAACACGAGCCUCGUGGAGCCAACUUUGAAGUGUUAUUGAACUCUGAUCCUCUCAAUAACUCAGUUGUAGCACUUUAAGAGACUUAAGGACAGCUAUAUCUUGUUUGCAAGAGAAUCUCUGAGUGGAUAUAAGGGCAUGGGUGGAGAAGAAGGCAGGUUGUCUUGUUAAUAUUUUCUUCAAUUUUUUCCCUUCGUUUUUUUUAUUGUAAUUCUUUUUUUUUUAUAUUUAUUUUUGUUCUUGUCUUCUUAUAUAUAUAUAUAAAUAUAUAAGAAAACAACUAGGAUAUCAAUGGCUCUAUGUGGGAAAUGUGUAGUUAGCCGAGAUGUUACUAAGUAUACUUGAUUUCAUUACGACUCAAAAGAUGGGUAUGAAGUGCCAACCAGAACAUAUCCAAAAAAUAGUUUUCAUUAUUAUUGUCUACUAUCGCUGUCCUUUUUGGAAAACUGGUUUGUGAUGCAUCAGCAUGGUCACUACACAUGCAAAUGACACUUUCAAAUAUCUGUAUAUUGUUUUUCGUCUUGUCUAUUUUACACUCGGACUGAUCAGAUCAUUUAGGCUUUUUAAUCAUAUUGAGAGAAAAAACAUUUAAAUGUUUUUCUUUUUUGCAAAGGGUGAUUCAAUAUGAAAUGUGUGAUCAAAUGAGUAGCGAUAGAUGCCAAGAAAGUUACAGUAUGUCUUUGCAAACUAAUGUGGUUUACUUAAAAUGAAACAAUUUGCAGAGUAUAACCAUGAGACUGUCCCUGACAGUCUCAUUAAAGGACAUUUCUAUAAAAAAUCAAUCAAAGCAUUUCAUGCAUUUGUAUUUUACUACCUUUGAACAGAGCUUAGAGGCAAUGGGAAUUAAAUUGAAUUAACAAAAAAUUAUAAUAGCUAGUGAAUGUCAGUGAAUUUUGGAGAAUAUAUAUACAGGUGCUUCUGAGACUUAUCUGCAGGCAGCGGAUUGUUUUUUUUAACAACGAUAUAUGUAUAUUAGAUAACCACCGGUUUCUCAUGUGCAGAAACAGCAGGAGGGGAGGAGCUUUGCGUGUUAAGUCUUGGAAACAUUUACUAUAUGCAGUGUAUGGAGGGUGGACUCGUCCAGUAAAGUAGAAUUGCUCUACAACUUUUACUUGUUAGCAUGAUCAAUGUGCAAUGGGAUAUACUGUACAAUUAGUCUGGAGCGUGUACAUUUCAAAAGUUGGCUUCUUCUCCCACUUUUCUAUCAUGAUCACCGUCACUCCUCCCAUUGGUUAAGCAGGAAGAAAAACUGGUGUGCACCUAAAUUAUAUAGUCAGAAACGCUCCCUUAGAUUAUCAACCACAGCAUCGGGUUUCUAUUGUUACUCGAUUACUGGUUUGGACAGGCGUUUUUGGAUUGGAGAAACUGUAAUGUCCCUUCCCUAAGCUCUGCAUGGCUUGGGCCUCCCUUAUACUUGCAUGACAUGGAUAUUUCUUUGUUGUUAUGCAUGUAUAUACAUUUUGAAAAAAUCCUAUUGUUUACACAUGGAUGGUAAUGUUGAUAACUAUUUAAGAAUUGGUAUACAAUAUGGAUGUUGCCAAACUUUGGUAAAUGUACACAUGAGCAGUAAUCCAAAUAAACUGAACUACAUGUAACUUUUGUAUUUUUCCCAGGUCAGUGAGAUGCUUCUAUUCCAGUAAAGAUGCAUAACUGAUCCUGUCUCAAACUGCCACACUGUACUCAGAGGGGACAUUUUUGAAGCUUUUCUUUUUUGUAUGCUAGUAUUAGCUAAUGCCGUUUCUGCUCUCUAUAGUACAGGCCACGCUUUAUUUUGUCUGUGCUUUUCUCUGACUGAGUGGGUUCUUUUUUUAGUUUUUGUGGGAAAUCUGAAAUGGAUGUUUAACAAACUGUAUUUUUUCCCCCUUUCUCUGCAUGCUGCAUCUUAUGCUGUGGGACUGUUGGAAACUUGAUACUGUAUAAAAAUGAAACAGAAAAUAAACUUUUAAAAAUGGAAA